UUAAUCACAAUGCCUGAACCACAAGCAAAGUCUGCGCCCAAGAAGGGCUCCAAGAAAGCCGUCACCAAGGCUGCCGGCAAGGGCAAAGGAAAGAGGAGAAAGGCCAGGAAGGAGAGCUAUGCCAUCUACGUGUACAAGGUGCUGAAGCAGGUCCACCCCGACACCGGCAUCUCGUCCAAGGCCAUGAGCAUCAUGAACUCCUUCGUCAACGACAUCUUCGAGCGCAUCGCGACUGAGGCUUCUCGUCUGGCUCACUACAACAAGAGAUCCACCAUCUCUUCCAGGGAGAUCCAGACUGCCGUGCGUCUCCUGCUGCCCGGUGAGCUGGCUAAGCACGCUGUGUCUGAAGGCACUAAGGCUGUCACCAAGUACACCAGCUCCAAGUAAAUUGUGCUCUCAA
This is a messenger RNA of Nerophis lumbriciformis (worm pipefish), 400 nucleotides long. RefSeq names its product histone H2B-like. The record is from RefSeq and is a predicted model, not a curated record. Gene Ontology annotation, cellular component: nucleosome. Gene Ontology annotation, molecular function: protein heterodimerization activity; structural constituent of chromatin; DNA binding. Lineage: Eukaryota; Metazoa; Chordata; Actinopteri; Syngnathiformes; Syngnathidae.